GGGUACGUUUGUAUAGAAUAGGUCACGUCAUUCAAACGACAUUUAACUUGUCAGGAGCGACCGAGAGGGCAGGAAGAGCAACACAGGACCACCCAGCUUUCGUGUAACCUCAUUCAACGAGGAACAACAACACUGACAGACUUCCAGCAAUAUGGCGAAACUUAUCACUGUUUUUGGAGCAACAGGAGCACAGGGAGGGGGCGUCGCCAACACCCUUCUGGAAGACCAGGAUUUUAAAGUCCGAGCUGUGACGAGAAACGCCUCUAGCGACAAAGCUAAAGCACUGCAGGCGAAAGGUGCCGAGGUCGUUACGGCAAGUCUGGACGAUCCAAGCACGUUGGGACCUGCCCUGCAGGGCGCACACGGAGUCUAUGUGGUGACCAACUAUUGGGAACAUAUGGACUUGGAGAGGGAAAUCAGACAAGGCAAGUCCAUAGCCGACGCCGCCAAAGCUGCCGGGGUUCUCCAUGUGGUGUUUAGCGGCCUGGAGAAUGUUCAGAAGAUCGCGGGGUUUCCCUGUCCUCACUUUGACGCCAAGGGGCUGAUAGAGGAGUACAUGACGUCCAUAGAACUGCCGGUGACUUUCGUCAGGUUCUCCUUCUACUAUGAGAACUACAUCUCUUUACUAAAGCCACAGAAACAGGAAGACGGGACAUACGUUUUGGGAGUCCCGAUGGAGGGCGCUGCCAUGGACAUCGUUAGCGCAGGAGAUAUGGGACCUGCAGUUCGGGCGAUCUUCAAGAGCUGGGCCCAAUGGAUCCGCAAGGCAGUGGGCUUCAGCGGUGACAAACUCACCAUCCAGCAGACUGCAGACAUUCUCUCCAAGCACCUGGCACCGAAGGUGUUCAAGGCCAGCGACAUGACAGCUGACGCGUUUGCCCAGCUUGGUUUCCCCGGUGCUGACGACCUCGGAAACAUGUUCAAGUUCUACCGACUUCACAACCCUGACCGUAGUGUGGAACUGACCCGCCAGCUACACCCCGCCGCCAAGAGCUUCGACAAGUGGGUAGCAGAGAACAAGGAGGCGCUGCUAAACGCCCUGGACUAGCUUGCAGUCUCUACCAGACGGACUACUUAGGCUGUUAUAGAGAGAUAAUUUACCAGGGGAUCUGGAGUAGGAAGGCCUGGAAGGCCGUGUCUGUUGAGACAAAUUUCAAAUAAAUCAUUUUACAACGGAAUAUGACUUGGUGAAUGCUCUUUUUCACUAGCUUAGCCAAUGCAUAUCCAAUAAGCCUUACAUACCUUUGAAAAUACAGAAAUAAUGUACAUGA
This is a messenger RNA of Branchiostoma floridae (Florida lancelet), 1271 nucleotides long. RefSeq names its product nmrA-like family domain-containing protein 1. Lineage: Eukaryota; Metazoa; Chordata; Leptocardii; Amphioxiformes; Branchiostomatidae. The transcript has 6 exons. The record is from RefSeq and is a predicted model, not a curated record. The coding region runs from base 152 to 1048 and encodes 298 amino acids.